This is a messenger RNA of Anisakis simplex (herring worm), 453 nucleotides long. NCBI's taxonomy places the organism in Eukaryota, Metazoa, Nematoda, Chromadorea, Rhabditida, Anisakidae. The record is from the annotation of a GenBank genome assembly.
UUGUGUCUUUCCCAGCAUCUCGUGACAAAUUUCUCUCACUGUAUCAGUUUACAGUUCACUUUACCAACGUACAGAUACACAAAAGCUGAACUUCUUGAACUAUGUGACGGUUAUGCUAAUCUAUAUCUGUGCACUGGCUAUGCAUCAAUGCAGUUGUGUCGCAACGAUGAAUUGGUACGAUUCGCAAGAGAUCAUCUGGGAUAUGUGUGCAAUCCGAUGAAUCUUGAGCGUUUCAUGCAACACUUCGACUGCUUAAGGAAAGUUGAGGAACAUAAUUCGGACAGCUGUCAAUAUUUCAUCGAAGGCAUCGCUGAGCCGGGUAAAGAUCAGCGAAAAUGCAGAGGUGUGAAACAAUAUAAUGAUUGCUUGCAACCGAAAAUUCGGAAAGAAUGUGGCAAGGAAGCAUGGAAUGAGUUCGAUAAAGUUAUUGAGUGGGUUGGAUGUCGUGUUUGA